GGCGGGGCUGCACACGUUCACAGUGGGAAUGAGGUAGUGGCGGAGGGGGGGCAGUUGGGCGGGGCUAGGUUGUCCUAUCUAAGGUGGUAAAGGCCAAUGAUUCUCCAGGCCACCUCACCAAGAGGUCGUCUUCUCACUAACCUUUCAAGUUCCUUUCUCUCGAAGCACCUCAACGGACUAGAACUGAGUGCUUCAUUUGUCUUUCUCCUCCUUGCAAAAGUCCCAUUUGCCACCAUAGAGAUGUACCAAGUGAGGCCGAAUAGGGGGAGCGAGUGGUGACUGAUGCACCAGGUUACUGGCUGCUCCUCACCUUGGCGCUUGCAAACUUCUGCCAAGAUUGGAAUUGAGUACUAAACAGUCUCUACACUUCCUCCUGGCUCCGUUCCAGGGCCGGCGCCACAUUCCACUGUAGGCGCGCAAUGGCCGUGCCCCUCCUGCUGCGGACUGGUCUUUUGGUACGUGCAGCCCGAGGUUGCCAUGGAUCGGAUGAAGAAGAUCAAACGGCAGCUGUCAAUGACACUCCGAGGUGGCCGAGGCAUAGACAAGACCAAUGGUGCCCCUGAGCAGAUAGGCCUGGAUGAGAGUGGUGGUGGUGGCGGUAGUGACCCUGGAGAGGCCCCCACACGUGCUGCUCCUGGGGAACCUCGCUCUGGUCGGGGCCCACUGAGUUCUGCACCAGAGAUUGUACACGAGGACUUGAAGAUGGGGUCUGAUGGGGAGAGUGACCAGGCUUCAGCCACGUCCUCGGAUGAGGUGCAGUCUCCAGUGAGGGUGCGCAUGCGCAACCAUCCCCCACGCAAGAUCUCCACUGAGGACAUCAACAAGCGCCUGUCGCUACCAGCUGACAUCCGGCUGCCCGAGGGCUACCUUGAGAAGCUGACCCUCAAUAGCCCCAUCUUUGACAAGCCCCUCAGCCGCCGCCUCCGUCGUGUAAGCCUGUCCGAGAUUGGCUUUGGGAAACUGGAGACCUACAUCAAGUUGGACAAGCUAGGCGAGGGUACCUAUGCCACCGUCUACAAAGGCAAAAGCAAGCUCACAGACAACCUUGUGGCACUCAAGGAGAUCAGACUGGAGCAUGAAGAGGGGGCACCCUGUACCGCCAUCCGAGAAGUUUCCCUGCUCAAGGACCUCAAACACGCUAACAUCGUCACGCUACAUGACAUUAUCCACACGGAGAAGUCUCUCACCCUUGUCUUUGAGUACCUGGACAAGGACCUGAAGCAGUACCUGGAUGACUGUGGGAACAUUAUCAACAUGCACAACGUGAAACUGUUCCUGUUCCAGCUGCUCCGUGGCCUGGCCUACUGCCACCGGCAGAAGGUGCUACACCGAGACCUCAAGCCCCAGAACCUACUCAUCAACGAGAGGGGAGAGCUCAAGCUAGCUGACUUUGGCCUGGCCCGGGCCAAGUCAAUUCCAACGAAGACAUACUCCAAUGAGGUGGUGACACUGUGGUACAGGCCUCCUGACAUCCUACUCGGGUCCACGGAUUACUCUACCCAGAUUGACAUGUGGGGUGUGGGCUGCAUCUUCUAUGAGAUGGCCACAGGCCGACCCCUCUUUCCGGGCUCCACAGUGGAGGAACAGCUGCACUUCAUCUUCCGCAUAUUAGGAACCCCAACUGAGGAAACGUGGCCAGGCAUCCUGUCCAAUGAGGAAUUCAAGACAUACAACUAUCCCAAGUACCGAGCUGAGGCCCUCUUGAGCCACGCACCCCGGCUUGAUAGCGAUGGGGCUGACCUCCUCACCAAGCUGCUGCAGUUUGAGGGUCGAAAUCGGAUCUCCGCAGAGGAUGCCAUGAAACAUCCAUUCUUCCUCAGUCUCGGGGAGCGGAUCCACAAACUUCCUGACAGUGAGUGGCACUAGGGAAUGGACUGGCCUGUACAGGACUGGGGAACAUGACCGCUGGAGAAAACUGAGCGGGUUGGAUGGGGUUCUGACU
Messenger RNA from Carlito syrichta (Philippine tarsier), 1942 nucleotides. It is a transcript of the gene CDK16, whose product is annotated as cyclin dependent kinase 16. The record is from RefSeq and is a predicted model, not a curated record. Gene Ontology annotation, biological process: neuron projection development; exocytosis; protein phosphorylation. Lineage: Eukaryota; Metazoa; Chordata; Mammalia; Primates; Tarsiidae. Bases 478 to 1866 code for a protein of 462 amino acids. Gene Ontology annotation, molecular function: protein kinase activity; ATP binding. The transcript is spliced from 14 exons. Gene Ontology annotation, cellular component: nucleus; synaptic vesicle; cytoplasm.